AUGGCAGCAAUGGAAGCGCUGGAGUCCUCAAGCGCUCAGCUCGAGCCGCAGUCCCUCACUGAGAUUUCAGAAGACGAUCUCCACAUAGGCAACUCGGAAGAUGAAGACGAUGUCCUGGCGGCGGCCAAGAAAGAGCUGUCCAACAUGGAAGCGGAGGGGGACGCCGCCGAAGACAAUGACGAAUCGGGCAAGUCCGACCAGCAGGUGAACGGGGUGCUGGUGCUGUCUUUGCUGGACAAGAUCAUCGGCGCCGUGGACCAGAUCCAGCAGACCCAGAGCGGACUGGAGUCCAGGCAGCAGGAGAUGGAGCGCUCGGUGAGCAACAUCCAGGGAGAGCUGACCAAGCUGACCAAGAAUCACAGCACCACGUCCAACAGCGUGAAUAAGAUGAUGGAAAAAGUGCGGAAGGUGAGCGUCAACGUCAAGACGGUCAGAGCCACUUUGGAGAAGCAAGGAGGACAAAUCAAGAAGUUGGAGACCAACGAGGCCGAGCUGCUGAAGAGACGCAACUUUAAAGUCAUGAUCUAUCAGGAUGAAGUCAAGGUUCCCUCAAAACUCAACGUGUCUAAAUCCAUGCGGGUCUCCGAGUCCGUCCCAGGAAGCAGAGGAGGAAGUAUGCUGGAGCUCAAGGAAGCUACAGAGGAGCACGGGGAGGACGCAGAAGAGGGCGAGAAGGAAAACAAGCCAGCUAUUGACCUCUCCUCAGACGAGGAGGGAGUUGAAAUAGAAGAUGUCCUAUUAGAAACCCGCGCCGAGCGUAUCAAGCGCAGCAGCCUGCAACGUGUGCAAACCCUGAAGACGGUCUUCUCCAAGGAGAAGAUGGACAAGACCAGAGCCAAGACCAAGGAGAACCUAGAAAAGACCAAGCAGAAAACCAGGGAGAAUUUAGAGAAGACAAGACAAAAGACCAAAGCCAAUCUGGAGAAGACCAAGCAGAAAACAAAGGAAAACCUAGAAAACACAAAGCAAAAGGCUAAGGAGAACCUGGAGAAAACCCGACACAACAUCGAGAAGAAGAUGGGAAAGCUCGGAACACGCAUGAGCGUCAACCCUGAACGCAAGCAGAAGCUUCAGACGUCCCGCGAAAAAAUGCAGAAAGCCUUCACGCCGGAUCACGUGGUUUACGCCCGCUCCAAGACUGCCGUGUACAAGGUGCCCCCUUUCACCUUCCACGUCAAGAAAGUUCGCGACGGCGCUGUCGAGGUGAUCCAGGGCACCGAAAUGGUGGAGGUCUCCCAGAAUGCCGAGCCCUUCAACGAAGUGGAUGAAGAGGUGGAGGGAGACGGCGGGGAAAUGGAGCUGGAGAUGAUGAACGGCGGAGGAGAUGAUGAAGACGAAGACGAAGAGGAGGCGAGCCACGAUGUCUUAGAUGAUAAUGAGGACAAAGAAAGAGACAGCGACUAG
Molecule: messenger RNA, 1404 nt
Organism: Nerophis lumbriciformis (worm pipefish)
Lineage: Eukaryota; Metazoa; Chordata; Actinopteri; Syngnathiformes; Syngnathidae
Source: RefSeq, a predicted model, not a curated record